Phoenix dactylifera (date palm) is the source of this 1478-nucleotide messenger RNA. NCBI's taxonomy places the organism in Eukaryota, Viridiplantae, Streptophyta, Magnoliopsida, Arecales, Arecaceae. The record is from RefSeq and is a predicted model, not a curated record.
CGUGAUCUCUCUUCCCAGAAGAAAAAAAAAAAAAAAACCGAAGGGAGAGAGGAAACCGUCUUCUUCUUCUAAGGAGAGAAAAAGAUAGAGACGGACGGGUAGAGACAGAGAAAGGAAGUCCGUGCGACGGAGAUGGAUCGCAAACCCUAAGCCUAAGCCUAACCUAUAAUCACUCGGAUGGCGUCGUCGCGGGUGAUGGCGUCGUCCUCGUCGGCGAAUUCAGAUUUCGCGCGUCAGUCCUCCCUCUUCUCCCCGGCGGUCACGGACCUCCAGAGCUCCGCUGCUGGCGACCCCAUCAAGACCCUCCGAUCCAUGAGCAUGGAGGACCUCCUCCGCAACAUCUACCCGGAGAAUGCCGCGCCCUUCGCCGGCGAGGACGGUGCCGCCGGCGAGGAGGCGCCGGCGUCGGCAUCGCGGGAGGGGAAUUUCCCGCAGCCGAAGGAGAUCGCGAGCAGGACGGUGGACGAGGUCUGGAGGGAGAUCGCCGCCGGCCGGAAGGGCGAUGGCGGGAAAGGAUCGGACGGGGAGAUGACCCUGGAGGACUUCCUCGCGAGGGCCGGGGCGGUUAGGGAGGAGGAAGUUAGGGUUCCAUCGGGCUCCGGGCAAGGGAAUUUCGGGUUGGAUUCAGUGUUGGGCGGUGAUUUCGGCCAGCAGCAGCAGCUGCCGCUGGAGAAUCCGGUUUUAGGGUUUGGGAAUGGAGUGGAAGGCGGCGGCGGAAGAGGAGGGAGGCGAAGGAAGAGGCUCAUGUUGGAUCCGGUGGACAGGGUGGUGCUUCAGAGGCAGAAGAGGAUGAUCAAGAACAGGGAGUCGGCUGCUAGAUCGAGGGAGAGGAAACAGGCUUACACCGUAGAACUUGAAUCUUUAGUGACACAGCUGGAGGAGGAAAAUGCUCGGCUACUGAAAUAUCAGGAGGAGCAGCACAAAGAGAGGCUUCAGCAGGCCUCUCAGGUUCCACAACAGGUUUCUCCUCUCAUCUGGAAUAGCCUCGGCCCAGAACAGAAUACUAGUUUUCAGGAUUGAUGCGAGGAGAGAGAGUUGCUAGUGAAGACCCUCUGACUUUGAUGGAUCACACUUCAUCCAUAAAGUGGAGCCCAUAUAGAAAGGCUUGUUUACAAGGCAUUAAGUUCUUAAUUUUCUUUUCACUUGCCUCUGGUGCAUAUCUUAGUUUUGUGCUUUGGGUUUUGCAAAGUCUGAAUUUAUCUCAAAAAUAUGCAUGAGUACAAUUUUGCUUGAUACUGUUGUGGUUCCUCAUAUUUUUACCAAGUCUCUUUCUACUGCAUUAUGUUUUUAUCAUGAAACUUCUGCAUUCUGCUUGUUCAAUAUAUGGUAGCAUUGGCUAGCCCUGAAAUACUUGCUUGGUUAUCCCCUUCUAGAUUGUUUGUCUGUUUUACAUUUGCCUAUUUGAUUACCUUAAACUUUAUAAAGCAUCGCAGUAGUUGAUAUAUUCUUGUUUAAGCACAUUAUUCUGAUGAGAAUGU